Molecule: messenger RNA, 2706 nt
Organism: Phytomonas sp. EM1
Lineage: Eukaryota; Euglenozoa; Kinetoplastea; Trypanosomatida; Trypanosomatidae
Source: the annotation of a GenBank genome assembly
AUGAGCAGUAUUAAGGUUGCAGUGAGGUGCCGGCCACUCUUUGCAAAUGAGCGGGCUGCAACUGGCUUAGAUCUUCAGGGCCGCCGCAUUCUUCUUGAUUCCAAGACUUACGAUCCUGAUUUUACCUUUACACCUAAUGCGUCUCAGGACGACGUAUUUGAUGCUUGUAAACCGAUUCUGGAGUGCGUAAAGGACGGACUUAACGGCACUAUCAUGGUGUAUGGGCAAACGGGUACCGGGAAAACAUACACCAUGUUGGGAAAUGACGGUGAAGACAACGGCAUCGCGCACAAGGUCAUUGCGCAUAUGCUGAGCCACGUACACGCAAAGACCAUAGAUGGUUGCAAAUGUGCGCUAACGCUUUCUAUUGUUGAGAUCUAUAACGAACACUUGUCUGAUAUGCUAAGCCCCAAUGGUGAUGAAGAAGUCACGCUCAUUGGGGGUUUUCCUAGGUUUACCAAUAAGGUCACCCUUGGUCAUAUGCAGGAUGCCAACCUGGCCCUCAAGCAAGCUCUGGCAUGGCGUCACACGGCUAAAACCUUGAUGAACGAGCGCAGUAGUCGGUCCCACGUCGUAUUCAUUCUUGACUUGGAAGAAUUUAAUGUAUUUACGGAAGAAACCGACGUGGCACACCUUUUCCUGGUUGAUCUAGCGGGAUCUGAGAGUAUUAAAAAGUCUCAGGCCAGUGGCUUCGUUGCUGGGGAAGCCGGUAGGAUCAACAAGUCCCUCCUCGCCCUUAAGAGUGUGUUUUUAGCCCUCUCGAAUACUAAUGAAGCGACUCGUCCAACUCAUGUACCUUACCGCGACUCGAGGCUCACAGAGCUCUUGCAAGAUUCGAUCGGGGGGACGGCGCGGACGUUGAUGAUAGCGUGCAUCUCGUCCGUGGGCCGAGACAUCGAGGAAACUAAAUCAACCCUCUCGUACGCCGUCAAGGCCCGAAGUAUCCGCAAUGCAGCCAACACCGAACGUGAAAAGCUUCUAAUUCGGCUGCGUUCUAUUGAGGUGGAGAAUCAGAGGCUGCGAAACCGAUUGCAGGAGCGCGUGAAUGAAAAAGGUGGGUACUACGUCACUAAGGAAGAGCACGAGCAAACGCAGCAGCUCGAAGAAGAGGCAAAUCAGCUUCGGAGUAGUGUGGAUCAGCUAGUAAAAGAGAGUCAGGCCAGUGAUGCUCGAAAGCAUAUCUCAGAAUCCCAGGCUAAGAUCCUUCAGGGUAUGCUUUACGACAAGGAGGAGCAGCUACAGAGUUUCAAAACUCUAUACCACGAUGCCCUACUCCGCUUCGAGAACCACUCUAAGGCGCUUCAGCGCGUCGUUCAGGCGACCGUGGCUGAGGCCAAGUGCGUCAUGCAAAGCAGCGCCGUGGCCAGUCAUCAGAGGCUUGUGGAGUGGCGCGACCAGGUACUGAGCAUGUUAGCCUCCCCACUACCUAUGGAGGUCAGCGACCCCACUCAACCCCAACAAGAGCACUCAUUGCCUCCGCAAGGAUACCCGAGCCCCGCGAAGACCCGUCCCUCUUCGGAUGCCUUAUGUCCAGUGCGGGAUAGUCAGUGUAUUAGCAUGGCGCCUAGACGCUCUACCGCAUCGCUCCCCAUCAGCCCCGCUCGGAGGUCGCGUGCGGCUCGAAAGGCGUCAUCGAUCGAGCAACCACCGCCGAUUGCACCCUUCAGCGAUCCUGCACCGCUCCCUGGCGGACAGGCUUGCAAGGAGGGCGCCGCGUGGGGCCUUCUGGAGGCGUGCGACGCAAGCUGCCAACGCAUCACGGCACGCAUCAAUCAAGCCUUUAAAGACCUUCUCCAUGAACUCACUGAGGCCCACGAAAGGAGCGCCAGCCUCGUGCAGGCAGCGGAGGAACGGCGGAGACGUCAGACCGAGGUGGUCUGCCAAAGCCUCCGCGAGGGCCUGGAGCAAGGACUGGUGAGCCUCAAAAAGGCCCAAGAGCGGGCUGCAGACGAAAUCAAGGUCGCCCAACAGAACGUCCGGGAUCGCCUGUGCGCGCGGGGGCGCUACCCCAACGCGGCCAACCCACAGCCCCUUCAACGCGUGAUUCGCGAUGCGUGUCUGGCCACCGUGCGUCAGGGGGAGCUCGUCUUCCCCCCUGCUGAGGCCCCGGCGGAGGUGCAGCAGUCGUUGGAGCACAUCGAGCGUGCCUAUGAGGGGAGGCUCACGUCGAUGCGUGUGGCGGCGCUGGUGCCGCUCUCCUCCGUGGCGUUGGGAGGCGACAUGAUGGCCGCCUUCCAAGCCUCCCAGGAGACUGUAAGGGAUUCCGUAGCGGAGGACUCCAUACCCUCACUCGUGCCCACCACAGCCCCCAGCGGUGAGCCCACCAACUACAGGGUUAGUGUUAUCGGGCGGAAUAGCUCGCCGGUCACUAAAGAGAACUUUUGUAGGAGCUCCGCUUCCGCGAACGGUGCCUCACCGUUGAUGUCGUCUAUGCGCCCAAGGGGGAGAGCAUAUACGCGCCCCAAUGCCAUGACCAGCUCCAGCGCUGAAGAGACACAGCAGCGAGGCCGGUGCGGCAGCCUGCGCCCAAGCCGGUUCAGCGUUAAUAUGCUUUCUCAAUAUGCCGCUAACAGCAACAACGGAAACAAUGUGAAGGCCUCGGCUGGCCCAAUCGCCUGCAAACGCACGCGUAGCUCUAACGCCACACAGAGUGUUGGCAAUGACGAAAGAAGGUCUCCCGCUGCUAGAAUGGAUCCUAAGGGAUAA